AUGUGUGGCUGUAUGCACAGUACCCAGGACCAAGCACUCCACUUGGAAGGAGAGCCCAAUCCUUCUGCAGCCGCAACAUGUACUUUAGCACCUAGGACGAUGCCCAGAAGCAUUUCAAUAUCCAAACAACUGGCUUCAAUAAAAGCUCUACCCAAGGGUUCAGAUCUGGAAAAAGCCAUCGCCACUGCCGCUAUGAUUUUCAGAAACUUUUCUGACCCUGAUGGUAAACUUGGGAAAGCUACUGCCAAAAAUCUACUGCAAACCCAAUUUAGGAAUUUCACAGAGGGACAAGAAACCAAACCAAGAUACAGAGACCUCCUCUCUGAACUCGACGACCAUACAGAAAAUAAGCUGGAUUUUGAGGAUUUCAUGAUCUUACUGUUAAGCAUCACGGUAAUGUCUUCUCUGCACUCGUUUCUCCCCUGCUCUGGGUCCAGGACAGCUGACCUGUGUGGAUGGCAUUAA
Messenger RNA from Lipotes vexillifer (Yangtze River dolphin), 465 nucleotides. It is a transcript of the gene SNTN, whose product is annotated as sentan, cilia apical structure protein. NCBI's taxonomy places the organism in Eukaryota, Metazoa, Chordata, Mammalia, Artiodactyla, Lipotidae. The coding region runs from base 1 to 465 and encodes 154 amino acids. The record is from RefSeq and is a predicted model, not a curated record. Gene Ontology annotation, molecular function: calcium ion binding; calcium-dependent protein binding; transition metal ion binding. The transcript has 5 exons.